GGAAAAUAAGUAGAUAUUAACCAAGCAUGUCUCCUAUUCGAGUCGGUGUAAUCGGGUUAGCUAGUGCUUCAGCAGAGAACUAUGAGGGCACUUCGUGGACGGCCAACGCUCACUUGCCCUUCCUCACCAAGUCUCCCAAUUUUGAGAUUGUUGCAUUGUUGAAUAGCUCCGUGGAGUCUGCACGGACGGCAAUCCAGAAAUAUGGUCUGUCGGACGAAACCAAGGCCUACGGUGACCCGCAAGAUCUCGCCAACGACCCUAACGUCGACCUCGUGGUCUGCAGUGUCCGUGUUGACCGACACUUUUUGACUGUGCGUCCGAGCCUUAUCGCCGGCAAAACAGUUUAUGUCGAAUGGCCACUAGACCGUAAUCUCGAGGUGGCUCAAGAGAUGGCUGCUCUAGCGGCCAAGCAUAAUGCGCGCACUAUCGUAGGCAUACAGGGCACCUUUUCACCGAUUAUUCGCAAGAUGCGAUCUGUUAUUGGAAGUGGGCAGAUUGGCCGUGUCCUCGCUAGUACGAUCACUGGAUCGUUUGGCAAUAACGUUGAUGCAGAGAGCAAGAACGUACGGUACUUUCUCGACCGUGAAGUUGGAGGAAAUCCAAUCAGUAUCCAUGUUGGUCACAGCCUAGAGUCCAUUGCUGCCGUCCUCGGAGAAUUCAAGACUCUGAGGAGUUUUUCGACAAUCAGCCGACCAACGAUAGACAUUAAAGACUACAGCGUUGGAGAUACCGGCAGGGUCGUCGAAACGGGGGCUCACAAUACUGUCCCGGACCAGAUUCUCGCCUAUGGUACCGUUGAGCAUUCUAAUGCUGCGGUAACUAUCAAAUUCCAUGCCGGAAAGGAGUUUCCAGGCCAACCCCGACUGGACUGGCGUAUCCAAGGUGAAAAGGGCUGGCUACGAGUGGCUUCCCCACUUGUAUCUUUGAAUGUCGGCGGCCCGGGAAUCAAAUUGGAAAUCGCGAGACACGAUACAAAUACGGUAGAGGAGAUAUUACCGGAGACCGACGAGUGGGAUGAGCUGCCUGUCCCGGCGCAGAAUAUUGCCCGUCUCUACGAGGCCUAUCGCAAGAAUGAGUGGUAUCCCACCUUUGAUUGGGCGCUGAAGAGGCAUGAGGCGAUCGAUGGGAUCUGGAAAGAGUUUGAUGCAGAGAACCAUCAGCUUAGCUAGGGAAUCAAGCAGAGUAGAUAGAAUAGUUCGCCAACGUCUUUGCUAAGAAGUUUGUGUCACUCUGAGUUUAACAGCGAGACUUAUACGAGG
Aspergillus pseudotamarii is the source of this 1259-nucleotide messenger RNA. RefSeq lists its product as uncharacterized. Gene Ontology annotation, molecular function: nucleotide binding. The coding region runs from base 27 to 1169 and encodes 380 amino acids. The transcript is spliced from 3 exons. NCBI's taxonomy places the organism in Eukaryota, Fungi, Ascomycota, Eurotiomycetes, Eurotiales, Aspergillaceae. The record is from RefSeq and is a predicted model, not a curated record.